Messenger RNA from Oryza sativa Japonica Group (Japanese rice), 3480 nucleotides. NCBI's taxonomy places the organism in Eukaryota, Viridiplantae, Streptophyta, Magnoliopsida, Poales, Poaceae. The record is from RefSeq and is a predicted model, not a curated record.
CUUAUUUCGCACCGGUUACUACUCUACUGCUGCUGCUUCUGCUACUGCACUACUACUACACUCAUACUCUCUUCUCUCUCCUGUUCUUGAUUUUCUCUCUCCUCCUCUACGCGAGGAGAGGAGCUAGCUAGCGCACACCAGCGGCAGCAGCAGGAGAAAGAUUGGCACGAACAGUCCAGAAAACUAGUAGUAGCAGAAGAGGAUACAGGGAGAGAGAUCAGAUAAGCGAGCGUUUCUGAUGAUGGAGAGGAGAUAGAGGGAUAAGCGCGAGCAAGAUUGGAAUCAGCGUGGUGGUGGUAGGGGAGGGGAUGGAUGAUAUGGCGUGACGGAAGGGGGGGUUUGGAUUGGAUGAGUUGAGGUGCCUGCAAAUUCCUUCCUGUUUUGGAUCGCUGUGAGUUGGGAAUUCCUGUAUAAAUACGGCCCCGAGAGGGGACGCAGAGAUCAAGAACAGUGCAAAGAUCAAUCGAUCCAUCCAUCUCUCCCCCUCCUCCUGCUGCUGCUGUUGUUGCGAGAGAGAGAGAGAGAGAGAGAGAGAGAGAGAGAGAGAGGAAGAGGCAGAGGUAGUAGCAGCGGCGGCGGCCAUGGAUUUCGGCGACGAACCCGAGGGCUCCGACAGCCAGCGCCGCCGCAAGCGCUACCACCGCCACACGCCUCGCCAGAUUCAGCAGCUCGAGGCGAUGUUCAAGGAGUGCCCCCACCCGGACGAGAACCAGCGGGCGCAGCUUAGCCGGGAGCUCGGGUUGGAGCCGAGGCAGAUCAAGUUCUGGUUCCAGAAUCGCCGGACCCAGAUGAAGGCGCAGCACGAGCGGGCGGACAACUGCUUCCUCCGCGCCGAGAACGACAAGAUCCGGUGCGAGAACAUCGCCAUCCGCGAGGCCCUCAAGAACGUCAUCUGCCCCACCUGCGGCGGCCCUCCCGUCGGCGAGGACUACUUCGACGAGCAGAAGCUUCGCAUGGAGAACGCCCGCCUCAAGGAAGAGCUGGACCGCGUGUCGAACCUGACGUCGAAGUAUCUCGGCCGGCCGUUCACGCAGCUGCCGCCGGCGACGCCGCCGAUGACGGUGUCGUCGCUGGACCUGUCCGUGGGCGGGAUGGGCGGGCCGUCGCUGGACCUGGACCUCCUCAGCGGUGGCUCGUCGGGGAUCCCGUUCCAGCUGCCGGCGCCCGUGUCCGACAUGGAGCGGCCCAUGAUGGCCGAGAUGGCCACGCGCGCCAUGGACGAGCUGAUCCGCCUCGCGCAGGCCGGCGACCACAUCUGGUCCAAGAGCCCCGGCGGCGGCGUGUCCGGCGGCGACGCCCGCGAGACCCUCAACGUCGACACCUACGACAGCAUCUUCUCCAAGCCCGGCGGCUCGUACCGCGCCCCCAGCAUCAACGUCGAGGGGUCCCGCGAGUCCGGCCUCGUGCUCAUGAGCGCCGUCGCCCUCGCCGACGUGUUCAUGGACACGAACAAGUGGAUGGAGUUCUUCCCAAGCAUCGUGUCCAAAGCUCACACCAUUGAUGUGCUCGUGAAUGGCAUGGGAGGGAGAAGCGAGUCCUUGAUUCUGAUGUACGAGGAGCUGCACAUCAUGACGCCGGCCGUCCCGACCCGGGAGGUGAACUUCGUCCGCUACUGCCGGCAGAUCGAGCAGGGGCUAUGGGCCAUCGCCGACGUCUCCGUCGACCUGCAGCGCGACGCCCACUUCGGCGCGCCGCCGCCGCGCUCCCGCCGGCUCCCUUCGGGGUGCCUCAUCGCUGACAUGGCCAAUGGCUACUCCAAGGUGACCUGGGUCGAACACAUGGAGGUGGAGGAGAAGAGCCCGAUCAACGUGCUGUACCGUGACCUCGUGCUGAGCGGCGCCGCGUUCGGGGCGCACCGCUGGCUCGCCGCGCUCCAGCGCGCGUGCGAGCGCUACGCCUCCCUCGUCGCGCUCGGCGUCCCGCACCACAUCGCCGGUGUGACGCCGGAGGGGAAGAGGAGCAUGAUGAAGCUGUCGCAGCGGAUGGUGAACAGCUUCUGCUCGAGCCUGGGGGCGUCGCAGAUGCACCAGUGGACGACGCUGUCGGGCUCCAACGAGGUGAGCGUCCGCGUCACCAUGCACCGGAGCACGGACCCCGGCCAGCCCAACGGCGUCGUCCUCAGCGCCGCCACCUCCAUCUGGCUCCCCGUCCCCUGCGACCACGUCUUCGCCUUCGUCCGCGACGAGAACACCCGCUCCCAGUGGGACGUCCUGUCGCACGGCAAUCAAGUCCAGGAAGUGUCGCGCAUCCCCAACGGCUCAAACCCGGGGAACUGCAUCUCGCUGCUAAGAGGCUUGAAUGCGAGCCAGAACAGCAUGCUGAUACUGCAGGAGAGCUGCACGGACGCGUCGGGGUCGCUGGUGGUGUACUCGCCGAUCGACAUCCCGGCGGCGAACGUCGUGAUGAGCGGUGAGGACCCGUCGAGCAUCCCGCUGCUGCCGUCGGGGUUCACCAUCCUCCCCGAUGGCCGCCCGGGCUCGGCGGCGGGGGCGUCGACCAGCAGCGCGGGGCCGCUCGCCGCCGCGCGCGGCGGGGGCGGCGGGGGCGCUGGCGGCGGGUCCGUCGUCACCGUCGCGUUCCAGAUCCUCGUCAGCAGCCUGCCGUCGUCGAAGCUCAACGCCGAGUCUGUCGCCACCGUCAACGGGCUGAUCACCACCACCGUCGAGCAGAUCAAGGCCGCGCUCAACUGCUCCGCCCAUGGCCACCACCCCUGAUCGCCGCCGCCGCCGCCACCGAGCUCGCCAUUGCAUUGCACCCGCUUCGCCAUCAUCGGAGGAGAGAGAGUUGGUUGGCGCGUUGAAUGCUCGCAUUCAUGGACUCCACCUGCUGCUGCUGCUGCUGCUGCAUCUGAAGCUGAUGCAACUCUCUCUCUAUCUAUCUCUCUCUUUCGCCCAUCCAUUAUCCAGCUAGCCAUGAUCCAUCCAUCAAACCAUGCAUCGUUAAAAAAAAAUAACUCUUGUUUAGGUUUUCGUUGCAUUUUUGCAUAUCUUUUUUUUUCUUUCUCCUCUCUCAUCAGAUUGCAGGAAUUUCAUUCGGGUUUUUUUUAUUUUUUUUUCAUUUUCGAUCGCUCUUAGGCAUUUAUGCAAGUCAGUCAAUCAAUCAGUUUUCAGGACAUCACCAAUCAACCAAUCAACAGAAGGCUUUCAGAACGAGGGAGUCAAGAACGCACCAUGCUUGUCACUUUUCCUCUUGUUGUAACCACCAAAUCACACACCACCACCAUCACAAACCACAAAUUUUCUUUUCCUCUUUCUUUUUCACCCAUUGGAUUUGUUCCGUUUUGAUCAUAUCAUCAUCCAUGCAUCAUCAUCCAUCCAUCCAUAUGCAUCCUUGUCACCUCGCGCGUUGUCGCUGGUGUUGUAGCAGCAGAGGAUGAAUGGUUCGGGUAUUGACUUCUGUCCAUUAAUGUAAAGCCUUCAAUGAACAUUCAUUUCGGUUAUAAAUGGAAAGAGAAAAAAACAAACAGAGAGUGCUGGUAAA